Molecule: messenger RNA, 4154 nt
Organism: Sarcophilus harrisii (Tasmanian devil)
Lineage: Eukaryota; Metazoa; Chordata; Mammalia; Dasyuromorphia; Dasyuridae
Gene: NOL6
Product: nucleolar protein 6
Exons: 26
Coding region: 439-3888 (1149 amino acids)
Biological process (GO): tRNA export from nucleus; rRNA processing
Cellular component (GO): CURI complex; small-subunit processome; UTP-C complex
Source: RefSeq, a predicted model, not a curated record
GCCGGCGUCAGGAGCCGGGCGAGGAUCCUUCCACUGGCCGUAAUCAAAAGGCGGACUAUCUAGCGCUGGGAAGAUGCAGGCCCAGCUGAUAAAUUCUUAGUUAGAAAAGGACACGACGAGGGUAGUUCCUCGAUACAAGGAGAACUACGGCGACGAUUACUCUCACCCUCAAAGUGCGGCGUUUGACGAACUUCCGGUUCACUGUCGCAAACCGCUGUAAUGCGAAGUCCCGCCCUUUGACCUUUCGUAGGUGGGGAGAGGGCGGUGCCUAGUGAACGUCAGGACCAAUAGCGAAGGAAUGCUUUAAGGAUUAACCAAUGGGGAUGGGUCCUGGUCAGGGUCGGGACCCGGGUGCUCGCUAGGUGAUGGGAAGGCGCUCGUCCGGAACUUCCGCCCACGUGGGGAGCGGCGGAGGUGUGGGGCUUUGCGACUGGAGUUAUGGGGCCGGCAUCCCGAGGAGCAUCCCGACGUCGGGUUCCCCGGGACUCCGAGGUAAUAGAAUCUGCUGUGGAAGACAUGGAGUCACAGGAAAACAAGGAUAUUCCUUCCUCUAAGAAGCGUCGGACAGGGGCUCAGGAUGGGGGACUCCUGCCACCUGUGGAGCUGAGCCAGGCCCAACUGUACAAGGAACCCACAAAUGAAGAAUUAAGCCAGAUGAAAGAGACGGAAAACCUCUUCCACUCCAACCUCCUCCGGAUGCAGAUGGAGGAGCUGUUGAAAGAGGUGAGGCUGAAGGAGAAGAAGCAACAACGGAUUGAUGCCUUCUUGCAUAAAAUUAAGCAGCGACUUCUUACUGUCCCUUCAACCAAGGUUACUGAGAUGACAGACCAAUCCUGGCUGCCCAAAGACGUCAGAGUACCCUUCAUCCAGAAGCCUUAUUCUGUGAAAGGUCGCUUCCAGUUCUUGCCUCCCACUCAGGUUACUGUGGUGGGUAGCUACCUGCUGGGAACUUGUGUCCGACCAGAUGUCAAUAUUGAUGUAGUGUUGACUAUGCCAAAGGAGAUCCUACAGGAUAAGGACGGGCUAAAUCAGCGCUACCUAAGAAAACGUGCCCUCUACAUAGCUCAUCUGGGCCACCACUUGUCCCGGGACCCGCUCUUUGGCAGUGUCCGUUUCUCCUACACGAAUGGUUGUCACCUGAAGCCUCUGCUGCUUCUCCGUCCCGCAGGAAAGGAUGAGCGGCUGGUCACUGUGCGCUUGCACCCCUGUCCGCCCCCUGGGUUCUUCCGUCUCUGCCGCCUGCUGCCCUCCAAGAACAACGUCCGUACCACCUGGUUCUGGGACAAGACGAUUCCAGAGGAGGGCAAGGGUGUCCUGGAUACUCCUACCCCUCACUAUAAUACCUUGCUUCUCUGUGAUGAAGUUAUGGAAUCUCACCUUCACCUGCUGUCAGCCAUGCUUGCUUCCUCCCCUGGCCUCCGGGAUGGCAUUAUUUUGCUUAAAGUCUGGCUGCGACAGCGGGAUCUGCACAAGGGUGUAGGAGGCUUCAGUGGCUUCAUUGUUUCCAUGUUGGUGGCCUUCUUAGUAUCUUCUCGAAAAAUCAGCAAGUCUAUGAGUGGCUAUCAAGUGCUGAGGAACGCACUGCAGUUUCUAGCUGCCACGGAUCUGACAGUCAAUGGCAUCAGCUUAUGUCGUAGUUUGGAUCCAUCCCUGCCAGCUCUGGCUGACUUCCAUCAGGCCUUCUCUGUGGUCUUUGUGGAUCCAUCAGGCUACCUUAAUCUAUGUGCUGAUGUCACAGUUCCCACCUAUCAGCAGGUGCAACAUGAAGCCCAGCUGUCUAUGGCUAUGCUGGAUGAUAAGACUGUAGAUGGGUUCCAGAUGUUGCUUAUGACACCCAAACCAAUGAUUCGGACCUUUGACCAUGUUCUCCAUAUACAUCCCCUAAACUGUUUGUAUGCUGCCUGCCGGAGGCUAAAGAUGUGGUCAGAACUUCUAGACCAUGGAGGAGACUAUGUGGCUGCCAUACUUCCCACCUUGACUACCCUUCUGGAACGGGGCCUGGGCUCCCGGUUGAUCUUGUUGACCCAUUCUCGGGCCCCUGUGCCUGAGUGGGAAAUCAACCAGAACCCACCAAAGCACAAGGAUUGGGGAGGCUUGACGUUGGGAUUGUUACUGCGGCCUGAGGGACUAGUCAGUGUCCUAGAGAUGGGACCCGAAGCUGAUCAUCCAGAGGCUACUGAUUUCCGCCAGUUCUGGGGCCCACGAUCUGAGCUGAGGCGUUUCCAGGAUGGAUCAAUCCGGGAGGCUGUUCUUUGGAAGGCUGAAUCCAUGGCCGAGAAACGCCUCCUGCCCCACCAGGUGAUCACUCACCUCCUGAAACUCCAUGUAGGUAUACCUGAGUCCUAUGUACAUUAUGUGGGGGGCUCCCUGGACCCUCUGAUCAGAGUCCCCAAAGAGACUCACAGCACAGGCGAGGAGGCACUGGCCAUGGUUGUACGCUCCUAUGACCACCUGAGCCGCCAGCUUUGGGGGCUCAAAGGGUUGCCUCUGACUGUCACCUCUGUUCAGGGAGCUCACCCUGCCCUGCGAUAUACCGACGUGUUCUCCCCUGUUCCUGUUUGGUUCGAUCACACAUUCCAUGACCACCUGGAAAAACGGGAUGCACUGCUUCCUCGGUCCAGCAAGCCCUGCCCUGCCUUUGUGGAUCCCAUAAAUGUGGUGUGUCAUCUAGAGGGUAGUGGGCAAUGGCCCCAGGAUGCAGAUGCCAUCCAGCGUGUUAGAGCUGCCUUCCAGUUGCGCCUGGCAGAGGUGUUGAGUCAAGAGCAUGGACUCCAGUGUUCAGCCAAGGCUUCCCACACUGAUGUCUACAAGGACGGUUAUGUUUUUCGAGUCCGAGUGGCAUACCACCGGGAACCCCAAAUCCUAAAGGAAUCCUGUACCCCAGAAGGAAUGAUCACACUGAGGGAUACACCUGCCUCAAUCCUUCUUGAUCGGGACACGCGGCAACUGCCCCAGCUCACUAGUGCCUUACAUGGGCUUCAGCAACAGCAUUCAGCUUUCUCUGGUGUAGCCCGUCUGGCAAAGCGCUGGGUACGGGCCCAGCUCCUCAGUGAUGGAUUGACAGAGGAGAGCCUAGACUUGAUGGCUGCCUCCCUCUUCCUGCAGCCUGCUCCUUUUACCCCACCCAGUUCCCCCCAGGUUGGUUUUCUCCGGUUCCUGAGCCUGCUGUCCACAUUUGACUGGAAAAAUAAUCCCCUUAUUAUCAACCUGAAUGGUGAACUCACAGCUGAGGAUCAAGCAGAGAUUCAUAGCCAUUUCUUAGAAUCUCGAAUCCGCCUUCCUGUCAUGGUCAUUGCCACACCCCAAGAUCGAAACCACUCCUUGUGGACAAAGGACAAGCCCUCAGCUCAGAUCCUGCAUCACCUUGUGAACCUAGCAGCUAAAGCUCUGUCAGUCCUAGAAAACCAGUUGAUGACUCCUUCUAAGUCUGGAGAUAUCAGGAUGGUAUUCCGGCCGGCCCUGGAUGUUUAUGAUGUGCUAAUCCGCCUGAAUCCCCGGCACAUCCCCAGGCACCGAGAGGCUGUGGACCUACCUGCAGCUUCCUUCAGCAGAGGCCUCCUUCAGAGUGCUGACUCAUCCCCCCGGCUGCCCGUCCUCUGCUAUGACCCUCCAAGUCUCUACCUUGAUCAGCUCAGAAAGGCCUUUGGAGACUUGGCACUGUUUUUUUAUGAUCAGCAUGGUGGGGAAGUGAUUGGUGUCUUAUGGAGGCCUGACAGCUUCCAGCCACAACCCUUCAAGGCUACCAGUGUGCAGGGGAGGAUGGUGGUGUCACAGAGGGGAGAUCUGGUGACAGUGCCCAAUGUGGAGGCCAUUUUGGAAGAUUUUGCCAUCCUAGGCAAAGGUCUGGUACAAACUGUGGAGGCCCAGAGUGAGAAGUGGACAGUGUGAUCCCAAACUCCAGCUGCAUUACGCCGUACCUGGAGGGAAAGAUGGAGGAAAUUGUCUCUGAAAUUGUGACUGCCAUACUUUCAUCCCCAGUUGUUCCUUGGCAACCCUGGCCUCUGGCUUUGGGUUUGACCUCCUGAAAUCCAGGAGCAGCCCUCCUCAGAUCCUGACACUCCAGAAUAUAAUCUGCGGAAGGAGCGAGAGCAUCAGUUCUUACCUGAAAUGAACUCCUUUUUUUCUUAUUUUUUAAAAAAAUAUUUUCAUAAUUA